AUGGCUCCUGGCACGGCUGAUCCAAGCAGCCUCCCCAACGCCAACUCCUGCCUCCCCCAUGACCCACCCUGGGUGGCUGGCGUGGCGGUCUCUCUGUUCUACUCAGCCCUCUUGCUCUUCAGUGCCCUGGGAAACGUCCUUGCCCUUUGCCUUGCCUUUCAAAAGGGCAAGAAGAUCAACUCAACAGGUGUCUACUUGGUCCAUCUGGCCGUGUCCGACCUCCUGUUCACCUUGGCCCUGCCCGGAAGGAUCACCUACUACGCACUGGGCUUCAGCUGGCCCUUUGGUGAUGGGCUGUGCAGGCUGACGGCGUUCAUAUUCUACACCAGCACCUACGGGGGCAUGUACCUCAUGACCUGCGUGAGCGUGGACCGCUACCUGGCUGUGGUCGGUGCCCACCAGUGUCCCGGGCUCCUCCAGGCCAGCCGAGCCAGGCUCGUGUGUGUGGCUGUCUGGGCUUUGGCGCUUCUGCAGAUGGCACCCUUGCUCUUGAGGGCUUUCACGCUGUCCCUGCAGGUCACGGUGUCCCUUAUGAACAUGAACUGUGGCAUUGACCCUGUCAUUUACUUCUUUGCAUCUACGAGUUACAGGAAAUGGCUCCUCAGCAUUUUCAACCCCAGAGCAUCCCCCUCCCCCUCCUCCUCCCCGCCAGGAAAAGCUUCCUCAGAAACUCCGAGCAUCAACCAGACCAGGGGCUCUGUGUCCCUUGUGGAGAAUGUGGUCUAA
Cynocephalus volans (Philippine flying lemur) is the source of this 726-nucleotide messenger RNA. RefSeq names its product G-protein coupled receptor 183-like. The transcript is spliced from 2 exons. Gene Ontology annotation, molecular function: G protein-coupled receptor activity; oxysterol binding. Bases 1 to 726 code for a protein of 241 amino acids. The record is from RefSeq and is a predicted model, not a curated record. Gene Ontology annotation, cellular component: membrane. Lineage: Eukaryota; Metazoa; Chordata; Mammalia; Dermoptera; Cynocephalidae. Gene Ontology annotation, biological process: G protein-coupled receptor signaling pathway.